Helianthus annuus (common sunflower) is the source of this 697-nucleotide messenger RNA. RefSeq names its product TMV resistance protein N-like. NCBI's taxonomy places the organism in Eukaryota, Viridiplantae, Streptophyta, Magnoliopsida, Asterales, Asteraceae. The transcript is spliced from 2 exons. Gene Ontology annotation, biological process: signal transduction. Bases 1 to 669 code for a protein of 222 amino acids. The record is from RefSeq and is a predicted model, not a curated record.
AUGGCUUCUACUUCAGCUUUAUCUGUUCAAAAGAACUUCAAGUACGAUGUCUUUUUGAGUUUCCGGGGUGAAGACACCCGUAAGACCUUUGUUGAUCAUCUCUAUGUUGCUCUUGUCAGUAAAGGCAUUAUCACUUACAAAGACGAUGAAAAAAUUGAGAAAGGGGAAAGGAUCGGUGAGCAGCUCAACAGAUCCAUACAAGAUUCGAGAUUUCACAUAAUUGUAUUCUCCAAAAACUACGCAUCUUCAUCAUGGUGCUUGGACGAGCUCGUAAAGAUCAUAGAGUGCCAGAAGAUGAAGGAGCACACUGCUUACCCCGUCUUCUAUGAUGUAGAACCCACUGAAGUGCGCCACCAAAGUGGGGCAUUUGGGGAAGCCUUUGCAAAACUUGUUGCCAAGCAUGAAAAUAGUAGCUGGAUGUUCUCCUUCUUUGAGUUGUUCGCAAGGAAGAAGAUGUCGGAAGAUGUAGACCAGGAAAAGGAAGAGGAUGUUAAAAGAUGGAGGUAUGCUCUAAAUGAAGCAGCAGGCCUGGCUGGAAUGGAGUUGAAGAACACUUUUAAUGGGUAUUCUUCACUUUUGUUUCUUUAUAGUCUAUGCUUAAUAUGGACAUCAGUGUCAUCCAGGGGCGGGCCUACACUUUUAAUGGCUGCCCACCUUGAUUUUUUUUAAUGUUAAGUGAAAAUCUCGAUUUGACUCC